Molecule: messenger RNA, 11090 nt
Organism: Coregonus sp. 'balchen'
Lineage: Eukaryota; Metazoa; Chordata; Actinopteri; Salmoniformes; Salmonidae
Source: the annotation of a GenBank genome assembly
AUGGGAACAGGACAGCUGUGUGGGGGCGGAAGGUGCGUUUGGGAGAGAGGGUAACGAGCUAGGAAAGGGCAGCGCUCAAAUGGACUUCCGUUAAUAGAUGUACGCAGCCUGCCAAGGAAUCCUGUGUUGCGGUGGCUUUGAAAGCCAAGCCUUUUCCUUGAGAGCUGAGGUCCAGCGAAGCCAAUUCUCCAUCAUCUGUCAAACGCUCCCACGACAAACAAAGAGAGGUUUUCUGAAAGGCAUGCUGGGUAAUGUAUUUUUAUUUUGAACUUUUCACCCGCUCUAUUCCUUGGAAUUGGCUUUAAACUAAUAAAGUGUGAUACAGUUGUCAGGCUUUCCAGGGUCACAUGGGGGAUUUCAUUACGAGCGGCUUCCUUACGACCUACUUUCCUGUCGUUUGAAAAUGUCAGAUUAAAGGGGUGGAGAGUUGUAAAGAGCCAGGUUGAGUUCAUUAAGCGCAUCUGUCAACGCGAUUGGUAUUUAAGGGCUCGGUGUAAGGGUUCUUGGGGUCAUAGCACUUUAGUACCUAUUGCCUAUCCACUAUCCUACUCCUUGAGCAAGGACACCUAGAGAGAUGGAGAGACCAUUCAUGAGAGUACAUGCUGGUAAACCCAAACAGAUAUGCAGUGCCUUCAGAAAGCAUUCACACCCUUUGACUUUUUCAAAAUGUUGUUGUGUUACAAAGUGGGAUUAAAAAGGAUUUAAUUGUAAUUUUUUUUGUCAACGAUCUACACAAAAUACUCUGUAAUGUCAAAGUGGAAGACUACAUGACCAAAAGUAUGUGGACACCUGCUCGUCCAACAUCUCAUUCCAAUAUCAUGGGCAUUAAUAUGGAGUUGGUCCCCCCUUUGCUGCUAUAACAACAAAGUAUUGAGUAAAUGGUCUGAAUACUUAUUUAAAUGUGAUAUUUCAAAAAAAAAUUAUGUCAAUACAUUUGCAAAAAUUUCUAAAAACCAGUUUUUGCUUUGUCAUUAUGGGGUAUUGUGUGUAUAUUGAUGAGGAAAAAAAUAACAAUUUAAUCCAUUUUAGAAUAUGGCUUUAGUAACUAAAUGUGGAAAAAGUCAAGGGGUCUGAAUACUUUCCGAAUGCAUUGUAGAUUUAAGUCAAAACUGUAACUCGGCCAGGUGAAUUCAUCUCCCAAUGUCUGGUAGAAAGCAGACUGAACCAAGUUUACUUCUAGGAUUUUGCCUGUGCUUAGCUCCAUUGCAUUUCAUUUUUAUCCUGAAAAACUCCCCAGUCCUUAACGAUUAUCAGCAUGCCCAUAACAUAAUGCAGCCACCACUAUGCUUGAAAAUAUGGAGAGUGGUACUCAGUAAUUGUAUUGUUAUAUUGUAUUUGACCCAAACAUAACACUUUAUUCAGGAUAAAAAGUGAAUUGCUUUGUCACAUUUUUUGCAGUAUUACUUUAGUGCCUUGUUGCAAACAGGAUGCAUGUUUUGGAAUAUUUUUAUUCUGUACAAGCUUCCUUCUUUUCACUCUGUCAAUUAGGUUAGUAUUGUGGAGUAACUACAAUGUUGUUGAUCCAUCCUCAAUUUUCUCCCAUGACAGCUAGAGAUACACUGUAUAUACAAAAGUAUGUGGACACCCCUUCAAAUUAGUGUAUUUCAGCCACACCCGUUGCUGACAGGUGUAUAAAAUCGAGCACACAGCCAUGCAAUCUCCAUACACAAACGUUGGCAGUAAAACUACCGAGUUCCAAACUGCCUCUGGAAGUAAUGUCAGCUCAAGAACUGUUCGUCGGGAGCUUCAUGAAAUGGGUUUCCAUGGCCGAGUAGCCGCACACAAGCCUAAGAUCAUCAGGCGCAAUGCCAAGUGUCGGCUGGAGUGGUGCAAAGUGGUGUUUGGCGCAUGCCAGGAGAACGCUGCCUGCCUCAAUGCAUAGUGCCAACAGUAAAGUUUGGUGGAGGAGGAGUAAUGGUCUGGGGCUGUUUGUCAUGGUUUGGGCUAGGCCCCUUAGAUCCAGUGAAGGAAAAUCUUAACGCUACAGCAUACAAUGACAUUCUAGACCAGUGUUUCCCAACCGGGGGUACGCGUACCCCUAGGGGUACGUGAGCAGUCCCCAGGUGGUAUGUGUGAAGAUUUUCAAAAAUUUGAAGAAAACAUUUUUGGGAAAAAUAUAUUAAAUGUAAUUCCAUUUGAAUAGGCAGGAAAACAUCUACUGAGGUCACUGGUAUGAAAUCUCUAGUUAUUUUAUAUUUAUAGGCCUAGUUUUUUACUUUAGUUUCGGUGUGUGCGCAUUGCUCUGUCUACCUGGCCUCUGCCCACCCGCUCGCCCGUAUGCUCAAUGUUUGAUCCUAGAGUGCCUGCUGCUGUUAUCCUCACAGAAACUAUGAAUGAUAAGACAGCAGCUGAUGAACUGAAGACUGUACCAUUGUCAAAUAACACGGUGUGCCAUGGGGUCGAUGACAUGGGCGUUGAUAUUAUUGAUCAAUUGGUGAAUUAAAAAAAUGACAUCUGAUCAAUUUUCUCUGCAGUUGGACAAAUCGACUGAUGUCAGUCUGGAAGCCCAGUUGAUUGCGUUUGUGCGAUACAGAGACAUUUAGGAAAUUAAUGAGCACAUUCUGUUCUGCCUGAAGCUAACAGGGAGAUCUACAGGUGAGGAUCUGUUUCACGUAAUUGACAGCUUUUUCUCAGAACACUAUCUGGAUUGGAAAUCCUGUUUUCAUGUGUGCACGGAUCAUGCUGCAUCAAUGCUUGGGAGAGUGAAAUUAUGAAUUGCCCACAUAAAGAAGGUAAAUCCCACUGUAUCAUUCACAGAGAGGCAUUGGCCAGCAAGAUAAUGAGUCCUGAGUUACAUUAUGUUUUGAAUGACGCAGUGAAAGUGAUUCACUUUAUAAUGUCCAGGCUUCUGAAUCACCGACUGUUUGAAAGGCUCUGUGAUGACAGUGGGACCGAGCACAAGCAGCUACGGCUUCACGCCGACGUCCGUUGGCUAUCCAGAGAGAAAACGCUACAGAGGCUUUUUGAGCUGCGAGCCGAAGUAAGUGAUUUUCUGUCUGAGCACUCACAUCCCUUGUGGCUGUGUAUGAGGACACCGACUGUAGAGUCCGCCUUGCCAAUCUUGCUGAUGUGUUCAGCAAACUGAACAACCUGAAUCUAACUCUGCAAGGUAGACACACACUUUCUAAACAUGUAUGACAAAGUGUGUGGAUUCAUGAAGAAGAUCAAACUCUGGGAGAGGAAAUGUGAAGAUGGGGAGGUAAGUUGUUUCCAGCAGCUUGACACCUCUUUUUACGGGUGAUGUUGACAGAGCUCCUAUGGUGCAGAUAGUAAGCUCACAUUUAUCCAAACUCAACAGUGAGUUCAACUCCUACUUCCUUGACAUUGAAAACAAGUCUGCGAAACCACAUUUGUCAAAUGUACAGCUAAUACAGGAAUCACGCCGGUCGCACACGCAUGAGGGGGUACUUCAGGCAGGUCAAAGUGUUUUAGGUGUACAGUACCCAAAAAAGGUUGGGAACCACUGUUCUAGACGAUUCUGUGCUUCCAACUUUGUGGCAACAGUUUGGGGAAGGCCCUUUCCUGUUUCAGCAUGACAAUACUCCCAUGCACAAAGUGAGGUCCAUACAGAAAUUGUUUUCGAGAUCGGUGUGAAGACCUUGACUGGCCUACACAGAGCCCUUACCGCAACCCCAGCGAACACCUUUGGGAUGAAUUGGAAUGCCGACUGCGAGCCAGGCCUUAUCGCCCAACAUCAGUGCCCGACCAUACUAAUGCUCUUGCGGCUGAAUGGAAGCAAGUCCCCGCAGCAAUGUUCCAACAUCUAGUGGAAAGCCUUCCCAGAAGAGUGGAGGCUGUUCUAGCAGCAGAGGGGAGACCAACUCCAUAUUAAUGCCCGUGAUUUUGGAAUGAGAUGUUCGACAAGCAGGUGUCCACAUACUUUUGGUCAUGUAGUGUAUCAGGUUUUUUGGAUUAGCUGCGUCUCCACAACCGCCGUUCGACCUUCCGCAUCUGCGGUAGAAGGUGGCUGAGCUACAGCGUUGUAUUUCAGACCAUGAGACGUCCCGAAAAUCAAUCUUCUCACGAAAACAUCGGUACGGUUUGGCCUACAAAACUAUUGUGACUAUGGAAAGGGGAGACUCUCACAAACACGAUGGUGUUCUCUGUUUUGCUCUAAGACCCUCACAAUUGUCACAGGACUUGUCUGAAGGUAACCCAUACAAACGAAUUGAGGUAUGGAGGUAGUUUUGUGCCAACAAAAAUAACGGGUUAAGUAUGUGUCCCAAACAUCCCUGAGCGGUUUCCUUCCUCUCCAGCAACUGAGUUAGGAAGGACACCUGUAUCUUUGUAGUGUCUGGGUGUAUUGUUACACCAUCCAAAGUGUAAUCAAUAACUUCACAAUGCUCAAAGGGAUUUUCAAUGUCUGCUUUUUUUAUUUUUACCCAUCUACCAAUAGGUGCCCUUCUUUGCAAGGAAUUGGAAAACAUCCCUAUGUGACUUGUUGAGCACAUUUUUACUCCUGAACUUAUUUAGGCAUGCCAUAACAAAGGGGUUGAAUACUUAUUGCCUGAAGACAUUUUAGCUUUUCAUUUUUAAUACAUUUAUAGAAAUUUCGAAAAACAUAAUUCCACUUUGACAUCAUUGGGUAUUGUGUGUAGGCCAGUCACAAAAAAAAUCAUCACAAUUUAAUCAAUUUGAAAUUGAAUAUACUAGUCGCACAUUGUUGAAGAAAAGUUUAAAAUGAAAUCACAAUCCCAGAUUUUAGUGAGAUUCACCCCCAAUUGCUUCAGCUAGAACUAGGGUUACAAUCUCACAGUGAAUUACAAAGCAGUUAGCACGCUAACAGCUAAUUUCCGAUAACAACGCUGGUUUACAAAUUACGGUAACAACUGACCCUGCAAAUGACCCUUAAAGUCUAAGGGUGACAUUUUCAUGGUGCAAAAGAGCAAACUCAAUCUUUGCUCUUUUGCACAAUGAAAAUGUCUCUGUCAGACUUCGAGGGUCAUUUGUUACCAGUGUUGUUACCUGAAAUUAGCCAUUAGCAUGCUAGCUGCUUUGUAAUUCACCCUGAAACGUAUUCCAAAUUGGCCUUAGCUGCUAGCCUGCUAUUUAUGUUGGGGGAUACCCUAGUUCCUGUCUGUCUGUCUCUGCGAGUCAGUGCUGUCCACCAGUUACAUUCUGACAGAUCCCAAGGCCCCCAGCUCCAUAUCCUGGCAUGUUGUAGCAGUAAAGCAUGUGACUGAAGGGCCUAUAAAGUCGCCUCUGAUGACAUCUACAUGUUAGUCAUUUAGCAGACGUUCUUAUCCAAAGCGACUUACAGUAGCAAUUAGGGCUAAGUGCCUUGCUCAAUGGCCCAUCAACAGUUUUUUCCCCCACGUUGUCAGCUCGGGGAUUUGAACCAGUGACUUUUUCUUUACUGGACCAACUCUCUUAACUGCUAGGUUACUUGCCGCCCAUACCUUAUAGUAUAUACCAGAGCAUGUAAUGAUCUACAGACAGCCCGAAUGGAGUGUGAUACCGUUCUCAUGUUGGGGUGCUAACAUUUACAUUUUAGUCAUUUAGCAGACGCUCUUAUCCAGAGCGACUUACAGUUAGUGAGUGCAUACAUGUUUUCAUACUGGCCUUCCCUUUACAGCUGUUUCAUUGGAAAUGGCUCAUAUGACUCACAUACUACUGCUUCAACUUCUGUGAUGUUUGUUUGAUGCAUUUCUAUGACUGUGCCAACAACAGAUAUAAUAUAAGUAUUGACAUGCUACAACUCCUGAUACCAGAUUUCGUUUUUUUUAAUGUUAUUUUACUCAUCCUUUAUUUAACCAGGGAAGUCACAUGAUGGUUUUACAACCUUACUAGCAGGAGGAAAGAGGCUGUGCUUGUGGUCACCAGUGAUGGAUAAUUAUAUUUCUCUCUGACUCUAGCUGGGAGAUCAUUGAUACGGACCAGGACAGCAGAUCUGGAGCUGGGCUACAGGUCACAGACUCCUGGACGAGCUUCAAGCUCUUUCUGCAGGAGACCUCCUCCUUCAAGCAGGAGAAUCCAGGCAAGGUGAGGCAAAUGUGAUUUGGAAUGCCUGAUGCAUUAUUUUAUAUGACUGGAUAUUUAGUAUUUGCCUUUAAUCCCAACUGAAAAGUAUGAUUGAUACAAUCAAUUUACCUGAAUUAUCUUAGAUGCAGCCCGAUUGAUGCAUUGUAUGUCAAGUUCUAAAUCAAUUAUAAAACUUGAGUCCCUUCUCUCCUCUUCCUUGCACCAAUGUUUUUCUCUUGUUAUGUCACUCACUGACAGUCACUCAAUUAGCCAUGUCGGCUAACAAUUUUUAGCGAGCUAUCUAAACUUGUAGUAAUCAUGGCCGAAUACCGAUCUGGCACGCAGGGCACGUGCACAAGGGCCCCAACCUCCAGGAGGCCCACAUUGAUUUUUUUAGUCAUUCUCACUCAGAUAUCAUAUUAACAUGGCAUAAAUCAUUACAAAAUGUGUAGAAUUGCAGGAAAUUAGCUGUAAAAGUGCAAAUUUGUUAUCUCUGUCCCAUGGCAAAAUGAGUAGAAUUGCAUGAAAUGUGUAAUAAAAUUGCGAAGUUUUCUCUCCUCCCCAUGGCGAAAUGUGUGGAAUUGCAGAAAACAUGCUUUAAAACUGUAUCAUGUUCUCUACGCCCCAUGGAAAAAUGUAUAGAAUUGCAGGAAAUGAACUUUGAAACGUACAUCUUUCUCUCCACCGUCAAGAGGGGGGCCACUAAAAUGUUUUGCCAUGAGGUGUGGGUGCCAACCAAAUCUCGCUUAGGGCCCCCAAAAAGCUAGAGCUGGCCCUGGUUGCAACCUAAUAAAUGUUGCUCUCUUUCCUUCUUCCCAAUCUUAGUUUUGCUUGCUGGUCUGCAGUUUGUGCACCUUUUUGGCUGUUUUAGGACGCUACAUUCCAGGUGUUCUCAUCUUAUAUGUUUUAGGUAAGUUGUUGCGAUCAUCCUACCAUAUCUUUGGACAACUAGCCAAUAUGCAAAGCACAAAAUAAUAUUCUGGAGAAUGUGUUGAUUCAAACUGAUGUAUCAUCACUUUGGUACAGUUGAGAUUAUGAAAUGUCUUUAUAGCGGAAUGUUACAACUCGUGAACCCAGCUUUAGGAAGAAGUUGACAUUCAAUGCAUUGUCCUCCUCCAAUUCUGAGCUGAACUAUUGUGGUUAACAUUUGACAUGCAGCAUCUUUGCUUCAUCCAGUGAUAUUGGCCACUAGUUGUGAUACAAACCUUAUCAAAACAUAUAGGCCUGUGGGAUACGCUACAUGAGGUGUGCGACUAUGAUUAGAAAAAAUCGCAAAAACAGACAUGAGUUUCCUGCCUUACUGCACACAAGCUGGGCCUCAUUCACAAGUGAUAAUAUAUCAUUCACAAGUGACAGGCUAAUAUUGUCACCCAUCAGACUAUCCUUGAUUUAAUCUUUACAUAUACUAAAUAAUAUAUGUGUGAAAUUAGUUUUGAUUUAGAAUGGACCAUUAUCAUGCACCUGUCGGAAUAGGGGCAGGGGCAAAAAAUACGUAAUCUAUGCACUUAAAUAGCGACUGGAGGACGUGUUUCAUUUUCAUGCCAGCCAGGUAGGCUAUACUCCUGUUGUAAAGAAAAGAAAUGUGCUUAAUAUUAGGAAAGUUGAGAAAUAAAUAUAGUGCUCCUCUUUUUAAUAGAGGCCAUCACUCUGUUUUCUCACGCAAUUGCAUAGCCUAUAGAAAUGUUGCUCAACAUGAGCUCAUGGGCUCUCAUGAAGUGUUUGUUUAGAUUUUCGAAUACAUUUGCAUUGAUGUCAGAGUGAUUAGAGGGACAAUAGUGCUGAGUACCAGGCAGUUAGCAAGUUUGGUAGGCUACUAAUGACCAUCAGCAGCAUCAGAGCUGGGAGAACCCUAAUUACCGUGACUAAACGGUCACGUGGAAUUUGACUGCCGUCAUACUCGUGACCGCCGGUGUGGUGGUAAUCCGAUCACCGUAACAGCCCCAGCUCCUCCAUCUGUUAACUAUGUCUCCCCCAUGUUCUUGCCCCCCCCUUCCCCUUUUUGGUGUCUUAUUAGUGCUGGGCAUCUUCCUGUGGCCACUGAUGUCAGCGCAUGACUUUGGGUUGUGGAUGAAGCCAGUUCUGCAUAAACUGGGCUUCGGACUGGAAAGAUUCCUUCAGAAAAUCAGAGAGAAUCAUGGUAACUAACCACUCCAAGAUCGCACACACAAACACACACGCACGCACAAUAACAACAGAUCCACAGAUGUUUUAUUCUGUGUUUCAGAAAAGAGACUCCUUCAGGCACAAGCUGACCGGGAGAGUAUUGAAGCCGAUCUGUCCUCUCUUUUCCCCAGGGUUGGUUCAUCCUUUGCUGUAAUCUACAGUGCUAUGAAAAAGUAUUUGCCCCCUUUCAAAUUUUCUCUACUUUUGCAUAUUUGUGAUACUGAAUGUUACCAGAUCUUCAACCAAAACCUAAUAUUAGAUAAAGGGAACAUAAGUGAACAAAUAACACAAUUACAUAUUUAUUUCAUAAACAAAGUUUACACACCACCAACACCAUGCUUGACCUUUGGUAUGAUGUUCUUACUGUGGAAUGCAGAGUUUGGUUUUCACCAGGCAUUACUGGAACCAUGUCGUCCAAAAAGUUAUACUUUUGAAUCAUCUAUCCAUAGAACGUUCUUCCAAGAGUCUUGAUGAUCAUCCAGGUGCUUUUUGGCAAACUUGAGUCAACUUUUUGGACGAGAUGGGUUCCAUUAUGCCUGGCGAAAACCAAACUCUGCAUUCCACAGUAAGAACAUCAUACCAAAGGUCAAGCAUGGUGGUGGUGGUGUGAUGGUUUGGGGAUGCUUUGCUGCCUCAGGACCUGGACGACUUGCCUUAAUAGAAGGAACCAUGAAUUCUGUUCUGUAUCAGAGAAUUAUACAGGAGAAUGUCAGACCAUCCGUCUGUGAGCUGAAGCUGAAGCUGAAGCGCAGCUGGGUCAUGCAGCAAGACAAUGAUCCAAAACACACAAUCAAGUCUACAUGAAAAUUGCUAAAAAGCAACAAAUUGGAAGUUUUGGAAUGGCCUAGUCAAAGUCCAGACCUAAUCCCAAUUGAGAUGUUGUGGCAGGACUUGAAACGAGCAGUUCAUGCUUGAAAACCCACACGUCACUGAGUUAAAGCAGUGCUUCAUGGAAGAGUGGGCCAAAAUUCCUCCACAGCGACGUGAGAGACUGAUCAACAACUACAGGAAGCAUUUGGUUGGAGUCAUUGCAGCUAAAGGUGGCACAACCAGUUAUUGAGUGUAAGGGGGCAAUUACUUUUUCACACAGGGGAAUUGGGUGUUGCAUAACUUUGUUUAUGAAAUAAAUAUGCCAUUGUUGUGUUAUUUGUUCACUUAUGUUCCCUUUAUCUAAUAUUAGGUUUUGGUUGAAGAUCUGAUAACAUUCAGUAUCACAAAUAUGCAAAAGUAGAGAAAAUUAGAAAGGGGGCAAAUACUUUUUCAUAGCACUGUAAUUAGACAUUUGUGGACAGUCAUUGAAAUUCAAUGCUCAUGAUCCAUAUCUGGGUUUCGCAAGAGUGGGGUUAGUUAAUUAUUAUAAUUUUUUUAUUAUAUAUAUAUUUUUUGUCAUUUAGCAGACGCUCUUAUCCAGAGCGACUUACAGUUAGUGAGUGCAUACAUUUUCAUACUGGCCCCCCGUGGGAAACGAACCCACAACCCUGGCGUUGCAAGCGCCAUGCUCUACCAACUGAGCUACAGUUGUCAAUAUUGUUGGCUCUAUAGCUCUUUGGUCUCUCUAAGAUGAUGCACACAGCUAUUUAUUAUUCCUGACCUGAGUUUGUCCUGACCUGGGUCGUGUUCAGAAGGGAGGAACCAUUCUGGAAACGGGAAAGUUCUACCUGAACAUGUCCAAUAAGAACACAGAUUUCCAUGUUUCUUUGCAAAACAUUUGGCUAUGGGGUGCCGUACUGAACAUGACCCAGGUGAUCUGGCCACAAAAAAACUCUGGUCCCUAGUUAUGACCUCGUCACCUGACUCUGACCUGACAAGGAAAAGGGACUACAGUUUUUCCAGGCCAGGUUCAGUAGGGCACACCGUAGCAAAUGUUGUACAAAGGAAAAAGUACAUACUGUAUGUGUUCUUAUUUGACCGUUCAGGUAGUACAUUUCUGUUUCAAAACAUUUUUUUCCUACCGAACAUGACCCAGAAAAAAAGUAGGGCCCUAAUAAUGUUAUUGUUACUUGCAACAGUUGGACUCCACAGUUUGUAAGGAGAUGUCUAUAUCGGACACAGAGGCCUCUGAUGUGACGUGGACAGACAACGGAACAUUUAACCUGUCUGAGGGACAUACGCCCCAGACUGAGAACUCAGAUGGUGAGUGUUACUGUGUGUGUGUGUGUGUGUGUGUGUGUGUGUGUAUUCCAGCGUGAGUACAUAUGUAAUAUUCCAAACAUUUAGAAUCAAGUGAAGUGCCAAGUAUUUUCAAUUGUGUGUUCGUUUUUGUCAACUCAAAAUGUCACCCUAUAAUACAAAGUAACUGUAAUUCACAUGGCAGUUGUUUUUAUUUUCCUGCAGACCUAGACAGAGAAGAACUAUUCACAGCGGGCCUCCCGGAAUUCCCCUCCUUGGAAAAUGGCACCAAUGGGGAGGACGAUGACGACCUGAGCAUCGGCCUACCCACCCCCCCUCCCCAAUCCCAGCCCCAACACAGCAGAGCCAAGGGGGCGUCCGCACCCCCCCUCCAGGGGGACCCCUCCACUCAGGCCCUGGAGUUCGUCCACAAGAUGGCGGGCGACGUCAUUGCCGCCGCCGCCACCGCCAUCAUUCAGGAGAGGCUGGAGGCCGCCAUCGGCACCACCAUACCCACAGACCCCCACCCCCACCCCAGGUCCCUGCUGUUCCCCAACCCCACGACACUGCUGCCCCUGGACCUGGCCGAGGAGUCGUCAUCGGACAGCGAUGUGGAGGAAUUUGAGCUGCUGGACCAGUCCGAGCUGGAGCAGCUGGAAGGGGAGCUGGGCCUUGGGGCGAGCGCGGCAGUGGCGGCCAAAGAGCCCAAAAAAUCCUUGUCUUCUUCCGGUGGCUUCUUUUCCAAACUCCUGGGCCGCCACUGAUUAGAGCAGGGGGUUCAGGAGGAUGUGGUGCAGGUCUUGUAGGAGUUAGAGGGUAGAGGGCACGUGGAGACUGAGAGAGGGGCCCUGUUUGGG